This is a messenger RNA of Linum tenue, 780 nucleotides long. The record is from the annotation of a GenBank genome assembly. Lineage: Eukaryota; Viridiplantae; Streptophyta; Magnoliopsida; Malpighiales; Linaceae.
GGUUGGACCGUAGUCCGUGAUCCGGUCUAAAAGAGAAAGCAACGUCGGGUCGUCGGCAAACUGACAAAAUCAUAACCCCUAAAUCUAAUCCUUCUCUGUUUCUUCUCCCAGCUCUUCGCGCGUUGUUCUUCCGUAGGUUCCAAUCCAGCGAAAAUGCAGGCCAGCGAUAGGUUUAACAUCAACUCCCAGCUCGAACAUCUCCAGGCCAAGUACGUCGGCACCGGCCAUGCCGAUAUGAACAGAUUCGAGUGGGCGGUGAACAUUCAGCGAGAUAGCUAUGCUUCUUAUGUUGGCCACUACCCAAUGCUGGCUUACUUUGCUGUUGCUGAGAACGAGUCCAUUGGAAGAGAGCGCUACAACUUCAUGCAGAAAAUGCUUCUGCCCUGUGGCCUACCACCUGAAAGAGAAGAUGAAUGAAUCUUGGUUAGAUGCCUGGAUGGAAGGAGCCCCACCUCCAAGUUUAAGAUCCAGCAAUUCCAUCCUAUGAGUGCUUGGCUCGUAUGUUCAACGGGAUGAGUAAAUGUCCGAUGCCAGUAAAUCGAAACGUGUGACUUGUUAGAUUCAUUCCUAGUGACAGAAGAGAAGACUUUUAUGUAAUAGCAACUGUUCUCAGUACAGUUCUGUAAAACUGCAUUCUUGUUCGGUUUAACCAGCUUUGCUGUCUCGGUUAAUGUUUGGCAAAAUGUACCCAAUGUUCGAAAGAUAACAAAAAGGGUGGAGUUUUGGGUUUAACGCCUGUAAUCUACUCCUGGUAAAGAGUUGGAUCCAAGUUCUCAGGUG